Messenger RNA from Vespa mandarinia (Asian giant hornet), 1061 nucleotides. RefSeq names its product cytochrome P450 4C1-like. Lineage: Eukaryota; Metazoa; Arthropoda; Insecta; Hymenoptera; Vespidae. The record is from RefSeq and is a predicted model, not a curated record. Gene Ontology annotation, molecular function: iron ion binding; heme binding; monooxygenase activity.
UAAUAUUACUUAUUAUUCUAAUAAUUUUAUUUGAACUAUACUAUGGAAUAGCAGAAUAUUUUUUAAAUAAAUUACAUAUGUUUAAUAUUAUGAAAGGAAUUCCUGGACCAAAAGCAUUUCCUAUAAUUGGGAAUGCUCAUCUGUUUACUGGCGACACAACCGCUCUAUUCAAACAAAUGCUAAAUAUUGGUAAGAAUUAUCAAUUAUUGUGGCGUAUGUGGAUAGGCGCGAAAUUAUUUUUAAUAAUAGAGAAUCCUGAAUAUGUCAAGACUUUACUAAAAAGUCCAUAUAUUAUUGAUAAGAGCAAGGAAUAUGAAAAAUUGAAAGUUUCUUUGGGCAAUGGAUUGUUAACUGCUCCAGCAUCAGUAUGGGAUUCACAUCGAAAAGUUCUAAAUAAAAUGUUCCUUAUGAAAAAUAUAGAGUCAUAUAUGGAUGUAUUUGUUAAUCAUUCUGUCGAAUUAAUGGAAAAAUUAGAAACUCUUGUUGGAGAAGAAUUAGACAUUUUUGAUUAUGUCUUGCGUUGUUCUUUAGAUAUAAUAUGUGAUGCCACGCUGAAUACGCAACUAAAUUCGCUGACAAAUCCGGAUUGUAAAUUAGCUGAAUCAAUAAAAUGUGCGAUGGAUAUAGUAACACAAAGAAUCUUUAAAUUAUGGUUACAUCCGAAUAUUAUAUUUUAUAACACUGCUGUAGGAAAGAAAUUUCUGGCGUGCAAGGCUUACCUGGAUAACGUAACAACUAAGAUAAUCAAAGAAAAAAUGGGAUCUAUGUUAAAAAGUAAAAUUAAUCAAGAAUCGACGACGGAAAAGUUAGGACAAAAACGGAAGACAAUUUUCGAUUUCUUAUUCGAGAGAUCGCACGAAGAAGAAGGAUAUACGCAGGAAGAUAUCCGCGAUGAAAUGAAUACAAUAAUUUUAGCUGGAAGCGAAACUACAGCCACAACCAUUAGCUUUGUCCUCUUAAUGUUUCAUUCCCGGAAAUUCAAGACAAAGUAUAUGAGGAAGUUAAUCGAAUUUACUGCUCGGACGAUCCAAAAAAUGUUUCAAUGACAUAUGAUGAUAUUA